Messenger RNA from Hydra vulgaris (swiftwater hydra), 1431 nucleotides. The record is from RefSeq and is a predicted model, not a curated record. Lineage: Eukaryota; Metazoa; Cnidaria; Hydrozoa; Anthoathecata; Hydridae.
AUGGCUACCUCAUCGCGAAGUAAAAAUCCCUUAUGGAAUCAUUUUAAAGUGAGUGAUGAAGAUGUUGGCAAAGCCAUCUGCAUACUUUGCAAAAAGAUUUUGUCUAGAGGAAGUAAAGACGCACACAACAUGUCAACAACAAAUUUACAAAACCAUCUGAAAAAAGUACAUUACAAUAUACAUAGCAUGAUUCUUUCUCAGAAGAAAAUUAUUAACUACGAAUCUUUACCAAAUCCAAAUGAAAAGUCUAUAAAACAAUUUUGCACUACUCGAACAAUAUGCUCAGAUAGAACAAGCUCUGCUGAAUCAGUGCAAAUCAUUACCAGCACUGCCACAGAUAAAACGCAGGGAAGCUCGUGUGUGUCUAAUAACAAAAUUGCCUUUUUUCAAAAAGCAUCGACACAGGCUCAAGCUAUUACCAAGCUUAUUGGAGAAAUGAUAUCUUUAGACUUGCAGCAAUACUGUAUUGUUGAAGAUAAAGAUUUUACCCGACUUUUAAAGAAUUUAGCUCCAAACUAUACAAUACCUAGUCGAAAGUAUUUCUCCACAAAAGUCAUUCCACUGAUGUAUGAAACCAUAAAAGCCAAAGUAAAAUAUGAGCUUGAUCAAGCAGAUUUCCUAAGUUUAACUAGUGAUGGUUGGACCUGUCAGCACACAAUUCAAUCGUAUUACAGUUUAACAGCUAGAUUUGUAACGCAUGAGUUUACAGUUAAACAUGUCAUCUUACAAGUUACACACUUCCCUGAGUCGCACACAGAGCACAAUAUAAGUAAAUUCAUAAAUGAAGCGCUACAAUCAUGGGAAAUUCACCAUGAAAAAAUUCAUGCAGUUUUAACUGAUAAUGCAGCCAAUGUAAUGGCUGCCAUUAAAGAGUCAAAUUUGGCUGUUUUUCGAGCAUUAGCAGGACAUUUCCACCACUCAUCUAGUGCUGUGGCUAAACUAAAGGAAAUUCAAAGUCAACUAAAAUUGCCAGAGCAUAACAUAAUUCAAGAUGUUUCCACAAGAUGGAAUUUGACAUACUAUAUGCUUGAAAGGUUCAUUGAGCAGAAAAAAGCUAUUACAUUGUAUUGCAUUACCAGAAGUCAAACAAAUGCAAAAAAUCCUACGGAAAAUCAAUGGCAACUUGCUGAAAUGCUUGUAUGCAUACCAAAACACUUCGAAAGUACUACAAAAGACAUGAGUAAAGAAACUGCAUGUAUAUCAGAGAUUAUACCAUUUAUCUAUGCAAUGGAAAAGUUUCUAGACUACGCUUAUAAUGUUGAUUUAAAAAUCGCGAUGAUGCUUGAUCCUCGUUUCAAGUUAAAGUUUGUUGAAGACAAGAAUCGUAAUAUGUUUAAAGAAAUACUCCAUCUAGAGUUCUACCGUUUUUGUUCCAAAUCUCAUUUAGAACAAGUAAAAGAAAUUGAAUUUGGUGUAGCAAGAGGUAGUUGA